Molecule: messenger RNA, 5856 nt
Organism: Nerophis ophidion (straightnose pipefish)
Lineage: Eukaryota; Metazoa; Chordata; Actinopteri; Syngnathiformes; Syngnathidae
Product: caytaxin-like
Exons: 14
Coding region: 423-1457 (344 amino acids)
Biological process (GO): apoptotic process
Cellular component (GO): cytoplasm
Source: RefSeq, a predicted model, not a curated record
AGCUUGAAAACAGGGAUGCUGCAAACCGCCAUAUUGCGGUGGAAAAACACGUGAUAAUAACAUGCAAUUAUUGCACUUUGGAUGCACAAUAGCUGGGACGUGACGUGGAGAGGCGGGAAAACAACUCGUGGUGUCUCCAGGCGCUGCAAUCAAGGCGGGUUUGAUUACAUAAGAAGCAUAUGCAUGACAUCAUCACAGCAGGAUUAGAGCUGGCGGAGGGGGGCGGGGCUUCAGCAGAAGGCACACGCAGCAUCAAAGGGAGCAGAAGCUAAAAGCGCGGCAGGAUUAGGAGGACCCCCGCUUCAGCACCACCCGAGUGUCCCCCUCCUGGAUUCAGACCGAGGAUGCUGGCUGAUCUUUGAAGGAGCGUCACAGCAGCACCAGCAGCUCCUUUUUAUCCGUGAGCUGAUUCGCCACAAAGCAUGGGCACAGCCGAGGCCACACUACGUAUGGACAGCAUGGAGGUGAAGGACGAGUGGCAGGAUGAAGACUUCCCCAGGCCUCUACCAGAAGAUGGAGACGGCCUCACCGACGCCAGAAGCAACCCCCCCAGCAGUCUGAACGUGGGACAGUCCAGGGACCACCAGUCCAAGCGGCGCACGCUGACCGCCCCCGACAUGAACCUGUCGCUGGAGCAGAGCGAGGGCUCGGUGCUCUCCGACGACCUGGACAUCAACGUGGACGACAUGGAGACGCCCGACGACACCGACUCGCUGGGGUCCAUCAAUAACGCCAACGAGCUGGAGUGGGAAGACGACACUCCCGUGGCCACCGCCAAGUGUCUUCCGGGCGAAGGAGGCGAGGAGGAGCGAGACUCGUCAGGCCGUCUGUGGCGAACUGUGAUCAUCGGGGACCAGGAACAACGCAUCGACAUGCAGGUCAUCAGACCUUACCUGAGGGUGGUCACACACGGAGGUUAUUACGGAGAAGGUCUGAACGCCAUCAUUGUGUUCGCGGCCUGCUACCUUCCCGACAGCAGCUGUGACGACUACGCGUACAUCAUGGAGAACCUCUUCCUGUACGUGGUGAGCAGCCUGGAGCUCCUGGUGGCCGACGACUACAUGAUCGUGUAUCUGAACGGAGCCACGCCUCGCAGGAAGAUGCCCGGCAUCGGCUGGCUGAAGAGAUGCUACCAGAUGAUCGACAGGAAGUUGAGGAAGAACCUGAAAUGUCUCAUCAUUGCUCACCCGACGUGGUUCAUCAGGACCGUCCUGGCCAUCUCGCGGCCUUUCAUCAGCGUGAAGUUUUUGGAUAAGAUUCGAUACGUGCACACACUGGAGGAGCUCAACCAGCUCAUCCCCAUGGAGCAUGUCCAGGUGCCGGACUGUGUGUUGCAGUACGACGAUGAAAAGAUCAAAGCCAGAAGGGACCAAGAGCAGCAACCCGCCAAGGCCUCGACGCUGCUGCCUAAAGAAAGGCCAAAGUCGACCGUCGCCGAGAUCGGCCGUGACAUGUGACACCAAGAUCUGUGACUGGCCAAGAGUGGAUCUGUGCCAUGCAAGACAAUCAUUUGUCAUUCAGAUCCAACAGAUGUGUCAAUCUAUUUUUGAGACAGGUGUCUUGUGUUUCCUUAUUAUCGUUCUGAUGAUUGGCAUGAUGGUGAUGUUGUUGAUGGACCUCCUGGUAACGAUGCAACGGUGGCAUGCUUGUUGAUACCUCUUUGUUGCUGUUGUCUUCUCCUUUUUUUAAGUUGUUUGCCAGCUGGAAAUCAUCAGCUGCUACAAAUAUUAAUGUGUAAAUAUUUGCUGUUUGUAAAAGAAUAAUAAACAUGUCUGUCAUGCAACACGUUAUUCUAUUUAACCGCGACAUCUUAAAGUGGGAAACUGGGAUAGGCUCCAGCACCCCCAUGACCUUGAGAGGGACAAGCGGUAGAAAACUUGGAGUGGAACUGCACUUUUCGGGAGUUUUGCCAACCUUCCACAAUCAUUAUGAAAGACAUGUUGACGGAUGUUUUUUAAUGCAUUCUAGCUCCACAAUUUUGCUAAAAAAAUCCGCUAAAUAACCAUUCAAAAAACGCCAACAAUACUUAAUUUAUAGUUGGUGACUUGAGUAUUAAUCAAGUAUUAAUAAUACUAUAAACGCUAACGCAGACAAACUAUAAAUAAUGACUACCGUGUGUCCCUAUGUUUACAUCGAGUGGUCUGCUGCUUCCUCGCUUCCCUACUCCCUGUAAGUAAGUUUAUUGUAGGUCAUAAAUCAUGCAUCUAACCUGGACAGAAGAAGUCUGAGUAGGUAUUCCGACAAGUUACUACACUUCGACAGCCAUUUAGGACCUGAAAAUAGCGAGACCUCACCCCCACCCCGUUUCUUUGUAAAGAUUAUGAAACAUUCUUCACCUAAAUAGGAAUAUAUGAACAUCCCAGCAAUCUGCAUCCUAAUGACAGCAGACCUUGUACAGUAAGUGAUAUUUUAUUAUGUUUGUUGGCUUUCAUAAAGUCUGCAGUGACAAAUAAUCAGCAGUGAAAAAACAAAUGCGCCUUGAAUGCUGAAAAUGAGCAAAGUACGUAAAUAUUAAAUGUUAUUAAAGAUGUGCCCGUUACUACAUAUAUACUUAGGUCAUGUAUAUAAAACCUCAAUGGAGGUGUUUGGGUGUUUUUUUUUAAGAGAUAUGUAAGUGGAAUUGCGCGGCGACUGAGUCCUACUUUGUUUAUAGCGGCAAGAUACAGUGACGUGCUGUCAGGGGAGGCAAGUGAGUCAGUGCCUCACCUGCCACCAGGUGGCUUAACCAUGAGAUGUUCCAAAACGAAGUAAUAAGAUAAAAUAAGUUUUAAUAUUUCUCUUUUUGGUUCAUGCUUUCUAUGUGAUUUUGGUGUGGUCCCGGUAAAUUUUGAUAAAUUUCAUGGUCAAAAUCGCGGCAAUUCCAUGUUUCCUGAUCGAAACAAUGCAGCAGAUGAGAAGUGAGGCAGACACAGGCGGUGCCUCCAUGGCUACACACAGUGUGUAUUGGGCAUGCGUGCGAGGGGGCGCAUGCUUGUUUUCACGUGGAAAAGGCAAGUCUUGAGGCAGAAAGUACCUUUGCCUCAAGGUAGGGGGUGAUACAUUGUCAACUUGCAGUUCAAUGCCUCAGCAGUACUCUGACUCGCCACACUGGGAGAAGUGGGGGCGCUCCAGCUAGCGGACACAGGUCUCUCCAGCAGAAGCCGGCAUUGUUUUCUUUUCUUUUCUUUUUUAACUGUAUUUAUGGCAUUUUUAUUAGAGUAAGCCAGCGUUUGUGGGUGUUUAAUAUUGUUUAAUUUCUUGGAAUAAGAUUGAACGAAAUGAAUGUGUCUGCCAAUAUGGAGGAUUAUAUACUGUAUCCAAGAUGAAAUACUUCUCUAAACUGGACUUUAAGACAAAAUUAAUGCGAUCGUACAAAGUACAUUUUUAUGGAGAAUAGCUAUUGCUGCCUCAGAUACAAAUACAGAAAGGUAAAUUACACUCACAAUACUUGAUUUAUUUUGCUAAAAGCAAAUGUGUCAUGAUCUGUUACCCGGAUCAUGUCAUAUUUUGGUUUUGUUCCGUUUCUGUAUCGUAUUUCGUUGGUAUUUGACUUCCUUAGUUCCUGGUGGCACUUCCUGUUUUGUUCUGUUGCCAUAGUUACGCCUCUUGUUUUUUACGCGCACCUGCCUCGUGAUUACCAUCCUUAUUUAAGCCUGCCUUUUCCGUUCACUCGUCCAAGCUCCCUAGUAGUUUCUGUUCCAUGCAACAGGUGACGACGCUGAUUCCCGAUUGUGGUGAAGAACUGUUUUUUGUACUUGCUAGCUUCCGCGCUAUACUUCCUGUUUUUCUAGCUCUUUGUUUUUCCUGUUUAUGCCUAGUGCAAGUUUUCUGUUCAUAGUCUGCUCUUUAGAGUAAAUAAAUCAUCCUUUUUACCUUUACGCUGUGUCCAAGUCCGACUGCAUAUUUGAGAGAACGAACCCGCACCACGAUGCCAGCUAACCGUCACAAAAUGGGACCAAAAAGUAUUUAAUAACAACUUUAUCACUUUUGGACCCAUUUAUCAUAUAAUAUCAUCAUGAUAAUGUUUUUAUGAAAGCGAAUAACUCCCUUUUAUCCCCUGUAACUCUAAUGUGCAACAUAAAUCAACAAUGACUAGAGUGACAGAUGUGAAUUUAAGUAAAAAAGUAGAAAAAAGAGUAUGUAUGCCUCACCUGGUGUUUAGUUGACCAAACGUCACUUGCAAGAUACGAUGCAAGACUUUACAGCAGCCGUCACUCGAGUGGCGUUACAACACAAAUAUGCAUGACGCUGCUGGCUCCUGCACUAAAUAUAGCUCCCUGACAAAUACAAUAAUAAAAAUAUUUAAAAAAAAGAUCUAAUUCCACUUGAGUCACAAUUUAAAUUACGUCUCCCAGACCCCACUUCUUACAGUGUGGUUGUUUGGCAGCUUGUACUGCAAAAACUGAAAUCUAAGUGAGGAAAUCAAAUAAGGGUGAUGUUUGCUUAUUUUCUACCUGAUAAGAUCAUUCUUCUCACUAAGCAGAUUUUAUGUUAGGGUCUUUUAAUUGUUUUAAGGGUUUUUGGCCCUAAAUGAUCUCAGUCUGAGAUGUGAUGACACGUAUCAGGGGUCGGCAACCCAAAAUGUUGAAAGAGCCAUAUUGGACCAAAAAUACAAAAACAAAUCCGUCUCGAGCCGCAAAAAAUUAAAAGCCUUAUUACAUACAGAUAGUGUGUCAUGAGAUAUAAAUUGAAUUAUGAGGACUUAAAGCAGGGGUCGGGAACCUUUAUGGCUGAGAGAGCCAUAAAUGCCAAAUAUUUUAAAAAGUAUUUCCGUGAGAGCAUUUUUUUUUUUUAACAUUGAAUACAAUUAAAUGCGUGCAUUUUUAAGUAAGACCAACAUUUUUAGAGUACAAUAAGUCUCUUAUUGUUUUUAAUAACAUUGUUAUUCUGACAAUAAAUAAAAUGCUUCUUACCAUUAAUGCCACUUCUUGAGCAGGUGCGGUAGAAACCGGCUGGACGGAUUAAAUGCAUGGGAAUGUUUCAUAUUUUGAAAGUUAUUUUUGACACUGUGAUUACCAGCGGAAUUAUUCAUUACUUGCCAUGCUAAGCAAUGUCAGCUAAGAUUUAUCUGAGAGCCAGGGGCAGUCAUCAAAAGAGCCACAUCUGGCUCUAGAGCCAUAGGUUCCCUACCCCUGACUUAAAGGAAACAAAAUGAGCUCAAAUAUAUCUACAAAUGAGGCAUAAUGAUGCAAUAUGUACAUACAGCUAGCCUAAAUAGCAUGUUAGCAUCGAUUAGCUUGCAGUCAUGCAUUGACCAAAUAUGUCUGAUUAGCACUCCACACAAGUCAAUAACAUCAAUAAAACUCACCUUUGUGCAUUCAUGCACAACGUUAAAAGUUUGGUGGACAAAAUGAGGCAGAAAAAGAAGUGGCAUAAAACACGUCUUAGAAAGUCGGAGAAAGUUAUACAUGUAAACAAACUACAGAAACCAUAUUAAAACAAAAAAUGUUUUUCCCCCCCCCCUCAUCUUUUUCCAUGUUUUAUAUAUUUUUGAAAAAGCUCCUGAAAGCCACUAGGGCGGGUUGCCAACCCCUGAUGUAAACAAACUGCGGUGAGUUCAAGGACGGCCAAAAGUAGUAGGACAAAACGGCGCUCGCCAAAUACUCGAAUCAGUGAAGCAUGUUUAAUAUAAACAGUGUGCUUUAUAGCAAUCAUGUCUCGAUCCGGGACUCUGAUCGUUUAUGGUUUUGCCUUUUGAUAUGUUUUUCAUCAUGUUUGUUUCUGGACUCUGCCGAUCCUUGUGUUUGAGCACUUCCUCGUUUGUUUUAGUCACCAUGGCAACGUAUUGUGCUCCUCCUCACGGGCUCCUGUCACACACCUGUUUCUAGUAGAAGCAUUUAAGUCUCACCUUAAAACUCAUUUGUAUACUCUAGCCUU